Botrytis porri is the source of this 3204-nucleotide messenger RNA. RefSeq lists its product as uncharacterized. The record is from RefSeq and is a predicted model, not a curated record. Lineage: Eukaryota; Fungi; Ascomycota; Leotiomycetes; Helotiales; Sclerotiniaceae. The coding region runs from base 1 to 3204 and encodes 1067 amino acids. The transcript is spliced from 7 exons.
AUGGUUCUCUUUAAGAGGAAGCCAGUACAAUAUGUACCUAAGCCGCAUGUCGAAAAUGAAGACACAGAGGUCUGGGUAAUUCCUGCUACUGGAGAGUAUUUCUUGGAGUAUGAACAAUACUUAGGCCGAAUGGAUUUCUAUAGACAGUUAACAUUCUUCGAUGCACUUAAGAGUGAGUUGGCAGGCGCACAAGAAGUCGAAGAGGCAUUCCCGAAUCCAUUGAAACAACCAAUUCUAAGACGUGUACAAUUCUCAACUAUUUCACGAAUCGACACCUUGGUGGACAUUAUUUUCGAAGAGUUCAGAUCCGACUAUUUCCCUGGCGAGGUUGUUACAGUUCAUGUGAUUACAGGCGAUCGACUCACUGGUACCGUAAGAGAAAAGACGCACUUCGGAAGCAAAGUUCUGCCAGAUGGCUCACUAAGCGCACCUUUCUCGAGAUAUUUCGUUAGUCUGGAUGGUCGACCAAAUGAAGAGGCAGUGGUGGACGACCAGCAUAUUACUCGUGAUCGCAAGAUAUUCACAAAGCAAGUUCUGCGGUCAUUUAUCAAGAAAACCGUUACAAGAGAGGCAUGGACCGGCGCGCCUUGGCUGGUGAAGCACGACGUGGCUGCCAUUUAUAAUAUCGAUACCAGGAUUCCUCCACAUCUUCGAUAUGAGAGUAAAGCUGCAGAGAGAAAGCAACAUCAAUCUCAGAAAAAAUCGGGAGGGACUGAUUUUGACAAUAUGAUUGGUAGCUUUCAUGGAGGAAAUGGACCACAAGCUAGACUCCCGGAGUUGAAGCCAGCACCCAAAAGCCAUAAAAGCAAGCAGCAACAAUCCCAACUAGCAAAGGGUAAGCAGCAGCCAUUUUUAGAGCAAGCUCCUUUGAAUUUCAUCCCUGCACAUUUCCCUCCCCAUCAAUUCUACCCCCAACCCCACCCCAACUACAAUCCACCACAAAUUCCAUUCAAUUCUCACCCUCCUCCUCCUCAUCCUUCUCAUCCCCACCCCAAUUACAAUCCCCCUCCUCAAAUUCCAUUCAAUCCUCAUCCUCAAGCUCCUCCCUUCAUGUCUCACACCUUUCAAGUCAAUGGACAAUCUCAACAAGCGGGGCCCCACUUCCAGAAUUUUCACAAUUCUAGCUUUGCGCUUGCGCCUCUUGCAUCGCUUCCUCCGGCUCCUCUUCCACCACCUCCCAUCAAAUACCCAAUCGAGGAUUUGGAAGUUCCUCCCCGAGUUGAUGGACCGAAACGACCCGACAUCAAAUACUUUUCGCAAGAUAAUCCAAUGAUGAUCGGAAAGUCAAAGGCGGAGGGUAAUGGCAUUCAUAUGUCAUCUAUUGGCCAGUUACUGGAGACCUGGGACACCUUGAAUGUUUACUGUCAAAUCUUCAAAUUGGACUCGUUCACUUUUGACGACUUCGUCGAAGCCUUGCAAUUUACAUCUGAAGAUGUAGACUGCGAAUUGUUCGUCGAAAUUCAUUGCGCUGUUUUGAAGAUCUUGGUUAAUUCGGAAGCCGAUGAUGGAAAGCUGCAAAUUCAGUUACCGGAAAUAGAGGAGUCAGAUGACGAAGAAGAAUCUAAUGGUGAGGCCAGCGUUGCACCAUCACCUACACCAGAACCAGAGCCAAAACCCAGAGGACGUGCUACUAGAAGUAGUCUCGCAAAAGCCGAGGCAGAAGCUUUACAAAAAGCCGCCGAACAACCUCCCGAAGAGCCCACUGGACCAGUCAACACUCAUCGCGCAGCCGAGAUGGAAGAUAGUCUUGAAUGGAUCGAGAAGCUAAGAAAACGUGAUUUCAAGAAUGGUGGCUGGGAAGCUAUCAUGGUCGGCCUCCUGUAUCAACUUUCGAAAGAUGAGAGGCAUUUCGCCGCUUGUGAAGCACUUCUUGUUGAGCUCGCCCCGCUCGAUUCGGAGCCAACACAGGAAACUGCUCGCCUACAGUACGCCAAACUCGACGUCAAUCUUCGUAUCAAGGCACUCCAGAUUAUUUGCAUGCUUACUAUGGAGACUAAAGCCAUUCGUGGUUACAUGGAAGAAAGUAGUGAACACAUGACGGAGCUCCGGAAAGAAAAGAUAAAGUAUCAGCGUGAUAAGAAGGAUGCUCAUGAUGCUCUCAAGAAGCUCAACGAAACGCGCAAAGCACUUGAACCACCACCUGAGCCAAGUCCUGCACCGGCUGCAGAGAAGCCUGUAGAGAAAGAAACUUCAGUCAGCGUUAACGGAGAUGUAACCAUGGUCGACGCCGAGGAUGAGGUUCAGGACUCUCAUGGAGAUGAAAUUAUGGACUCGGAUGGAGAGGCUCCUCCAACUCGAUCAUUACGCCGUGGAUUAGACCGAGCAGCAGAGCGAAAGCGUAAGCGUGAGGCUGAACAGGAGAAGAAGGCAAAAGCAGAAGCUGAACCUAAGGCUCCUAAACAAUCCAAGGCACUCACAAAAGUGCUCAAAGACAUCCAGAAAUUGCAUGAUGAGAUCAAACAUUGUGAGGAAGAAAUUGCUAUUCUUGAUAAUGACCUCCGAGAAGCUGAUUGCCCUCGUACUCGUGUACUUGGCAAGGAUCGAUUCUGGAAUCGCUAUUAUUGGUUUGAGCGCAAUGGUAUGCCAUAUAGUGGUCUUCCUACCAGCUCCACUGCUGAUGCUGGAUAUGCCAACGGCUGUAUCUGGAUUCAAGGACCAGAUGAUCUUGAGCGCGAAGGUUAUAUUGAAAUGAGACCUGAGUGGCAAGAUGAGUAUCGAUACAAAUUCAACCUGACUGUACCGGAAAGAAAGGUUAUGGAGGAAGGAAAUACUCACGUAUUCAAUUCUCGUGAGUGGGGAUACUAUGACGACCCUGAGUCAGUCGAGGGCUUACUCAAUUGGCUUGAUGCCCGUGGAAAUAAUGAGUUGAAACUUCGAAAAGAACUCCAACUUUACAAGGACAAGAUCACCACCCACAUGGAAAAGCGCAAGGAAUAUCUCAACCCUAGCGAUGAAAAGAGUAUCGAUUCUACUAGUCACAAGCGAAUGUCGACUCGUGGAAAACAACAACCUCAUGUCGAUCAUACAGCUCAUCGAUGCUUAUCCUGGCACAACAAUACCGCAAUUGAAGAACUAGGUCAUUUACAUUCGGAUCAACCACGAAAUCGUAAGCAAACUAAGAAAGCGGCUCCUAUUUUACCACCGGCAGUUGAGGAAGAGAGACAAACUAGGAGUGAAGCGGCAAAGAGACAGAGAAAGCGUUAA